AAUAAAAUAUUUAUUAUAUUAUUUACAAAAUUACCUAAGUAUAGUCAGAGCGCAAAAUAAUGGUUUGUUUGUUAAAGCGAAAAUUUGAAUUUUUAUGCUUGCAAGAAACGUGCACACUGCCCUUUAGGUUGCCCGUCACAUUUGUUUUUAAUUUUUUACCGUUUGUAAUAAUUUACAAAGAAGGAGCAUGCAGCGUGGUGGCAGAUCUCAGUCCCGUGGCAGGGGCAACAAUCGUCCGCCAGGACUGAGUGGCCGUGAGAUUGGCAUGUAUUACAGAAAUCUCGCGCGGCAACGCAAAAAAGACGCAAAAGACGAGGGACCUAAAAUACGCUUGGGCUGCAAUGUGAGUGCACCAUGCGGCAUUUUAACGCGUGUCCAGGAGUACAUGCAACAAAAACAGCAAAUCGAUGAAGAGCAUUUGGAUGUCAACUUUAAGCGGCAAUUUCACAGCUUGCUGAGCGUUAAUUUCGAGACGUUUAUCGAACAGACGAAGGAACAAUACGAGGACAAUGAGCAACGCAAUGCCAGUUUUGAUGAGCAGCUACAAAAGCAGCUCGAAGAACGUAAUGAAGACUCAGUCUACCAGGCCCGCUAUGCAGCACGCUUGAAGCUGCCUACCAUGUCGCAAGCCAGCGACAUUCUCAAGGCGGUGGCGCAACAUCAAGUGGUGCUCAUUGUGGGCAGCACCGGUUGCGGCAAAACGACGCAAGUACCGCAAAUCCUGCUCGACGCUGACAUUGCCGAGGGCCGCGCCUCUGCAUGUCACAUUGUGUGCACGCAGCCGCGUCGUAUCUCGGCCAUCACAGUGGCCGAACGCGUUAGCUAUGAGCGUGCCGAGCAACUGGGCCAAUCUGUGGGCUAUCAGAUACGACUAGAGAGCCGUAAGCCACGUGAACGCGCCUCCAUCAAGUUCUGUACAACGGGAGUGCUGUUGCAGCAGCUGCAGUCGGAUCCGUUGCUGCAUCAUGUCAGUCAUCUGCUGCUGGACGAGAUACACGAGCGCAGCGUAGAGACGGAUCUGUUGAUGGCUUUGUUGAAAGUCAUACUACCUCAAAGACCCACGCUAAAGGUUAUACUGAUGAGCGCCACAGUGCGUGAGCAAGAUUUCUGUGAUUAUUUCGACAAUUGCCCCAUGUUUCGCAUCGAGGGAGUCAUGCAUCCUGUGCAGAUGCUUUAUCUUGAGGAAGUGCUCGCUUUAACGGGCUAUCAGUUUGCCAAGCGACGCGAGAAACGUGCCCGUGAAAAUCCAGAAUAUCGAGCCAUGAUCGAACCGUAUCUGCGACGCAUUCGUGGCGACUACGAUGAGCGUGUGCUAAACCAACUGCGUCAACCAGAGUCGGAGGGGUGCGAGGAUAUUGAAUUCAUAGCCGAGCUCAUCUAUUACAUUUGCAGCACUCAGGCAGAAGGUGCGAUUCUGGUCUUUAUGCCCGGCUACGACAAGAUUGCCAAAUUGUCCACGUUGCUGGGAAAGUCACAACGUUGGCGCAAUGAAUUGAUCAUUCAACCAUUGCACUCCAUGUUGUCCACCAUGGACCAGCAGGCGGUGUUUCGACGUCCCCCGGCGGGCAAGCGGAAAGUCAUCAUUUCCACCAUCAUAGCCGAGACAUCGGUGACCAUCGAUGAUGUGGUUUAUGUGAUCAACACAGGACGCACCAAGCUGAGUAAUUAUGACACGGAGACGAACAUACAAACGCUGGAGGAAUGCUGGGUCACCCAGGCGAAUACGCAACAGCGUAAGGGGCGUGCAGGACGUGUCCAGCCGGGCAUCUGCUAUAAUCUUUUUAGUCGAGCGCGUGAGCAGCUGAUGGCUGAGAUUCCUACGCCAGAGAUCUUGCGCAGCAAGCUAGAAUCAAUCAUACUCAGCCUAAAACUGUUGCAUAUCGAAAAUCCGUAUGUGUUCCUGCAGACUCUGAUCAAUGCACCCGCCCAGGAAGCCAUCAACAAUGGUGUGGCUCUGCUCAAGCGAAUUGAGGCACUUGAUGCCAACGGACAACUGACGCCACUGGGCAUGCAUCUGGCCAAGAUGCCCAUUGAUCCGCAGAUGGGCAAAAUGAUCUUGAUGUCGGCACUGUUUCGUUGCCUCGAUCCCAUUACCUCGGCUGCCGCUGCUCUCUCAUACAAGAUGCCCUUCUACACGCCCAUGGGACAGGAGCGUCGUGUGGAUGAGGCUAAGCGGCGAUUGUCGAACAACAUGCGCAGUGAUCAUCUCCUAGUGCACAAUGCUAUCGCUGGUUAUCGCGAGAGUCGCUUGGAGCAUCGCGAUCGUGACUUUUGCUUCAACAAUUUCCUCAGCACGAUGACGCUACAACAGCUGGAGCGCAUGAAGCAACAGUUUGCCGAUCUCCUCAACAACUACAAAUUUCUGAGUUCUGCUGAUUGCAGGCAUGAGUCAUCCAACCUCAAUUCGGACAAGAUUCCACUUCUGCGCGCGAUCAUUGGCGGCGGUCUCUACCCCAACAUGGCGCACUUGGGUAAAUCGCGUCAAAUCCGUAAUCAAGUGCGCGCCAUUCAUCACAUGUCCACGGAUGAUGGUCGUCGAGUCAACUUUCAUCCUUCGUCGGUGAACAGCGGCGAAUCCAGUUUCGAUUCCAGCUACUUUGUCUACUUUCAGCGACAGAAAUCAACAGCUUUGUAUCUGCUAGAUGCCACUAUGGUAUUUCCCAUGGCGCUUCUUAUCUUUGGCGAUGGUGUCGAGUCCGGUGUCUAUGACAAUACCCCGUAUAUUUCCGUGGCGAAAGCUUACUAUUUCAAGUGCAAUCCUGAGACUGCUGCAGUAGUGUUGAAGCUACGCGAUUGCCUGGCACGACUGCUCCUCAAGAAGGCCAUGUAUCCAGCACCGAUUGAGGAAAAUAGUGAUGAUCAUAGACUUAUUAAAGCCAUCGAGCUGCUACUGUCGUUAGACGAGAGAAUGGGCGAUGAUUACGAGAUAUCAUCAGAUGAAAUUGAUGAUAUUUAGUUAAAUUAUAUAGCAUGCUUUAAAUGUGAUUACAAAAUUUAAAUGAUGUAGAAUUUGUGUCGCAAGAGUAUUGUAAAUAAAUUAUUGAUAUGAUUUAAUCA
Molecule: messenger RNA, 3057 nt
Organism: Drosophila albomicans
Lineage: Eukaryota; Metazoa; Arthropoda; Insecta; Diptera; Drosophilidae
Gene: Rhau
Product: ATP-dependent DNA/RNA helicase DHX36
Exons: 6
Coding region: 188-2956 (922 amino acids)
Cellular component (GO): nucleus; intracellular anatomical structure; cytoplasm
Molecular function (GO): G-quadruplex RNA binding; DNA helicase activity; ATP binding
Source: RefSeq, a predicted model, not a curated record